UUGGAAGUGGUUGGAUAGAAGCUGCCCAAAAACCAUGGCAUACUCUAACAAAUUCAUCUAUGCCACGUUGCCCCGAACGCAACGAGGCCAACCGAUCGUGCUCGGCAGCGACCCUAAGGGCAAGAACUUCCUGUACACCAACGGCCAUUCGGUGAUCAUCCGGAACAUCGAGAAUCCGGAAAUCGCCGACAUCUACACGGAACACUCGUGCCAGGUGAACGUGGCCAAAUACUCGCCGAGUGGAUUCUACAUCGCUUCUGGUGAUCAGUCGGGGAAGAUCCGUAUCUGGGAUACGGUCAACAAGGAGCACAUUUUGAAGAAUGAGUUCCAGCCGAUCGGGGGUCCGAUCAAGGACAUCAGCUGGUCACCGGACAGCCAGAGGAUUGUAAUCGUUGGUGAGGGAAGGGAGCGGUUCGGGCAUGUGUUCAUGGCCGAUACCGGUACCUCGGUCGGGGAGAUCUCCGGUCAGUCGAAACCGAUCAACUCGUGUGAUUUUAGACCUGCUCGGCCGUUCCGGAUUAUUACCGGUAGCGAGGAUAACACCAUUGGGGUGUUCGAGGGACCCCCGUUCAAGUUCAAGAUGACCAAGCAGGAUCACACUAGGUUCGUGCAGGCGGUCCGAUACUCUCCGAGCGGCCAUUUGUUUGCCUCGGCUGGAUUCGAUGGUAAGGUGUUCUUGUAUGAUGGAACUACUUCCGAGUUGAAGGGCGAGUUCGGAUCCCCAGCUCAUGGAGGUGGUGUGUACGGUGUUGCCUGGAAACCGGAUGGAACUCAGCUGCUUACCUGUUCCGGAGACAAAACGUGUAAACUCUGGGAUGUGGAAAGCCGCACGUUGAUCAGUGAGUUCCCGAUGGGAACAACGAUCGACGAUCAGCAAGUGUCUUGCCUGUGGCAAGGAGAGCAUCUGCUUUCCGUAUCGCUGUCUGGUUUUAUCAACUACCUCGAUGUAAAUAAUCCCACCAAACCGCUGCGGGUGGUCAAGGGUCAUAACAAACCGAUUACCGCUCUUACCCUAAGUGACGAUCGCAGCACGAUCUACACUGCUAGUCACGAUGGUGCCGUGACGAACUGGAAUUCCGGUUCCGGAACGAAUGACCGGGUUGGAGGCGUCGGUCACGGCAACCAGAUUAACGAUAUCCGUGCUUCCGGAGAUUUCGUCUACACGGCCGGUAUCGAUGACUCGAUCAAGCAGAUCAGUAUCGAGGGUAACCAGUACACGGGUGUGGAUGCUAAGCUCAGCUGUCAACCGAGAGGGAUGGACAUUCUGAAGGAGGGUAACAUCACCGUGGUUGGAUGCGUGAAGGAUGUGACCGUACUGCAGGACGGGCGGAAGGUGGGAUCGAUUCCGAUCAACUUUGAAUCGAGCAGCGUCAGCAUCAACGCGGAAACGUUGGACGUCGCCGUCGGUGGAAACGACAACAAAGUGCACGUUUUCAGCCUGAACGGGACGCAGCUGAGCCCCAAGCUGGAAGUGGACCACCUGGGUCCGGUGACGGAUUGCAAGUAUUCUCCGGACAAUAAGCUGCUGGUGGCGUGCGAUGCCAACCGGAAGGUUAUCUUGUACAGCGUACCGGAGUAUAAGCCUGCCCACAAACAGGAAUGGGGCUUCCACAACGCUCGCGUCAACUGUGUGGCCUUCUCGCCCAACUCGCUGCUGGUGGCCAGCGGUUCCCUCGAUACCACCAUCAUCAUCUGGUACGUGAACAGCCCCGCCAAGCAUACCAUCAUCAAGAAUGCCCACCCUCAGUCGCAAAUCACCGGUCUGGUUUGGCUCGACAACGAGACGCUGAUCUCCACGGGACAAGACUGCAACACCAAGGUAUGGAACAUUACAGAGACUGGCGCUUAAGGGUGUGAAUCUAAAGCCAAUGCCUACUGCGACGAAAUCAUUAUGUUCAGCAAGGCGCUAGUUCUGAGUGAAAUUUAAGGUUUUAUUAGGGUCAUGGUAGCCAUGUAACUGCUGAUGAUACCAUAAUAAAACCAUACAUUUUGCUUGGGAUUGGCUUCUAAGUAGUUUUGUGUUAGAGAUUUUUUCGUUCGUUGCGUUGAUAAUGAUGGUCGUGAUUAGGGUGCAGUAGUCGACAUAGCAGUGUAGCAAUAGCGAAGGGAAAUAACGUGACAUCGAACAUCAAAAAAUAAAUGCUGCUGUUGAUGUUGAUGCAAGGAUGACAUACAAAAGCGAAAAAAAAGUUAGCAAAGAGAGGUAAGAGAAAAAAAGGCUUCGAACGCUAUUAUUUAUUUGCAUGCAGUAAUUUAUCAAAGUGUUGAUAUCGCUUUCAAAAGCGCUGAAAGCGAUAUACCAAUUACAACAACUUUGUGUGUAGUACGAAAUAGCCGAAGAAAUCGUUGAGCGAGGCCUUCCCCAGUAAUGCAUUUUUAGGGUCGACAUAUUUAAUCAGGUUUUUGUUCGUUUUGAUGUGACACUGCAAUCAGUUGCUGAUGAUGAAGAUUAGAGUGAUUUCAGUUCGUUUCAUACCUCCAUUGCACGUCCAACUACCAGCCGUUGUCGUUGUUGUGAGAUUUUCCACAGACGGAGCUGGUUUUGUUACUCACAAUCUUGGCUUUCGGAAAAUUGUGACAUUUGUACUAACCCACAAAGCACUCUCUCAAAGGCAUUUGAUAUCGUACUUUCUUUCUGUUUCAACUAGUUUUUGGAUGGCUUUUUAUAAGUGUAAUUGAAUGGAGGGGAAACCGACCGAUUUUGAUCGUGUUCCUUGUCUGUGUGACACAUUGUAUCGAAACGAAUUAUACAUAUUUAUAAGAUAAAUACAAAACAUUGAAACAAUACCAACUGCA
Messenger RNA from Aedes albopictus (Asian tiger mosquito), 2796 nucleotides. RefSeq names its product actin-interacting protein 1 (gene flr). Gene Ontology annotation, biological process: locomotion; sarcomere organization; actin filament depolymerization. Gene Ontology annotation, molecular function: actin filament binding. The record is from RefSeq and is a predicted model, not a curated record. Gene Ontology annotation, cellular component: cortical actin cytoskeleton. Lineage: Eukaryota; Metazoa; Arthropoda; Insecta; Diptera; Culicidae.